AUGCAUUCAUGUUCGACAUACCCAUAUCGUACUUCUUACGCUGCUUCGGGAUCGCCACUCAGAGGAUAUCACUCACUAACGCGGCAUGACGAUAAUGUGUUUCCUUCCCUAUCAUCAGCUCGAAGUGUCUCAUCCAGAUGUCGAAGGCUAUCAUGUGCGGGCGCCGAUACGCGUUUGAAAAGUAGUGGUAGCGAUGGGCGAAAAUCACCAUCGUUUGGAUCGGGUUCUCCCGAUGGUGCAUCGCAUAUGGACUGUUCGCUUGAAUACCUGGCAGACCUAGUUAAGGAGAAAAAGGAUCUCGAAAUGUUUGGAGAUAAUUUCCAGCAUGUUGAUCGCUUACUCAGUGAGGAGAUUUCGCGAGUUCGUGGAGCGUUGUUUCAGACGGAGUUUGUCACCGAACCCUUCGACUUACCUGAGCCUAUAGGUGAUGUAGUUACUAUAACAGAAAAGAUAUACGUACCGAAGAGAGAAUAUCCUGAUUACAACUUUGUUGGACGGAUCCUUGGACCACGCGGUAUGACUGCGAAGCAAUUAGAACAGGAAACUGGUUGCAAAAUCAUGGUCAGGGGAAAGGGCUCUAUGCGGGAUAAGCGGAAGGAGGAAGCCAAUCGUGGAAAGCCGAACUGGGAGCAUUUAGACGAUGAACUACAUGUGCUCUUGCAGUGUGAGGACACAGAAAAUAGAGCGAGAGUGAAACUUCGCUCGGCUAUGGAGCACGUAAAGAAACUACUUGUGCCAGCGCCGGAAGGAACUGACGAGCUGAAAAGGAAACAGUUAAUGGAGCUAGCAAUCAUUAACGGAACAUAUAGACCAUUUCAUAAAUCUGGACUAUCCAACUCAAAUAGAAUUCUAACUCCCGUGCCGCUGGUUUCACCAAUCCGCGCCCCCAUUUUUGUUUCCCCAACAAGUAGUCCUAACAAUGUCGGUGUGCAGAAGUCGUCUAAUCCGGGAUACAUUGGGGCAGCUGCUCAGCAACCGUUUGACUACUCUUCUUUCAUGAACCCCAAUUUCCUCGAAUCCGCCCUUGCUUCUUUUCAAAUUGCCAACGAACUGCACAUCCCUACCUUUCCUACAGCAACAUCAUUGGUGAACACUUUUCCUUCGUUGUUCAUGAAUCCGUCAGCGAGCUCAGUUGCUGCCCAGGAUGCGUCCACCACAGCUUCCGCUCUCAGCCCAACAAAGUGUUUUUGA
Messenger RNA from Necator americanus (New World hookworm), 1191 nucleotides. RefSeq lists its product as uncharacterized. Gene Ontology annotation, biological process: regulation of mRNA splicing, via spliceosome. The record is from RefSeq and is a predicted model, not a curated record. Gene Ontology annotation, molecular function: mRNA binding. Lineage: Eukaryota; Metazoa; Nematoda; Chromadorea; Rhabditida; Ancylostomatidae. Gene Ontology annotation, cellular component: nucleus. Bases 1 to 1191 code for a protein of 396 amino acids. The transcript is spliced from 10 exons.